AUGUCUUCAAGUCACUCAGUAGAAUCACUUGAGACUACUGAUGUGCCAGAUUCAAAUAUUCCUUUACCAUCCGAGGCUCAAAGGUUAAUAACUCAUUUUGUUGAAGGUGUUGUCGAAGGGCAAAGAAGUGAACUACUUGUCUCAAGAAACACUAUCACUGGUAAACUUCCCGCCUCACAGAUAAGAUCUCCAUCACCUAGAUUGCUUACUGGAAGUGCUUUACGCAUUGGUACUCCAGUAGUGACUCCAACACAGUCACAAACAACACCAAUACCACCAAAUAUACCAACAACAACAACUACAACAAUAACAACAACACCAUCAACACCUACACCACAAUCAUUUCUUGAUCCAAAUUCACCACAUCAUUCUUCAAGUUCUUCUGAAUCAUCUGAUUCGUCUGAAUACUUAAGUGAUUGCUCACCAAACAGAAUUGCCACCAGUGGUUUAUCAACCGAUACUCUUAUUGUAGCACUUAUGAAUCGGUUGAGAUCUGAAGAACCACAUCUUACUUCCCACAAAAGAUCCAUUUUCCAAUCACUCCUUGCGUACUUGUCAGUCAGGGGUACUCAACUAGAACAACAGGCUGAAAUUGUAGCACUUCAAAAACGAAUCCAAGAGUUUGACCAACAAUGUAGACUGACUAAUAUCUCAAGACGUCGGGAUGAUCAAGAUCUUGAUGAUCACCCCGAGGGGGAGAAUAUUAGAGAUAUUAGAGAGGGUCAUGAGACAGAAGAUCAAGUUGGUCAACAAACUGUUCAUGAAAAUGUUCAAGAAGUUGUUCAAAAUCAAGAAGCCCAAAAUCAAGAAUUGGCUGAACAGUUGAGACUUGCAAAUCUAAAGGAGCUAGAAGAAGAAGAAGUUGAAAGACAAAGCAAACAGAGUUCAGAUCCUCUAGCCACUUCCUCUCAAAUUCAAAGUGUUGUUCAUCAAUCAUCAUCUCAUAUUCAUGAUUCAGAUUCGGAUGACUUACCUCUACUUGUCAGACACAUUUCUCACUAUUAUUCUACAACAUCAAGUUCUGAUGAGUCAUGUGAUCCUGAUCCAUUUCAACCAGGAAAUGCUAAUAAUGAUGAUUCUGAUUAUGCUCCAACAAGUGAAGCUAUUCCUCAAUCUCAGCAUCCAUCUCAAGAAGAAUAUAGAAGAGAUGUCUUUGAAGCGAUAGUCUAUCAUCUCAGAAACACAUAA
This is a messenger RNA of Erigeron canadensis, 1188 nucleotides long. Its product is annotated as transcriptional regulator of yeast form adherence 4-like. The transcript has a single exon. NCBI's taxonomy places the organism in Eukaryota, Viridiplantae, Streptophyta, Magnoliopsida, Asterales, Asteraceae. The coding region runs from base 1 to 1188 and encodes 395 amino acids. The record is from RefSeq and is a predicted model, not a curated record.